This is a messenger RNA of Cylicostephanus goldi, 1149 nucleotides long. Lineage: Eukaryota; Metazoa; Nematoda; Chromadorea; Rhabditida; Strongylidae. The record is from the annotation of a GenBank genome assembly.
AUGGCCAUUGUAGUUCAUCAUUUGGGCGAGAAUUCAAAAGUGCGUCAAUUGGAAGCUGAGAACAAUCGUCUCACUGUCCAAAUCAAGGAUAUUGAAGUAGUUGAGAAAAAGGAGAGAAACAACCUCGCUGAACGUUUCGAAGCCGAGAGGGCUCGCCUCCGUAAUGCUCUGGAAGAUGCUCGUGAACAAGCAGCUAAAUAUGCAGUUGAACGUGAUUCGGCUAUCGGUGAACAUGAGCGUCUAGCAUCGAAAGUUGCCAAGCUGGAGAGGGAUUUGAAAAAGUCCGAAGAGGAUCGCCUCUCAGCCCUGUCUCUGGCAGAAUCCAGCACUGCCAAGCAGAAGAACAUGCAGAACAGACUCGACAAAGCCGAAGCAGAUGUUGCCAACCUAGAAAAGGAGCUGGCUCGUCUCCGCAUGCAGUUGGCUGCGCUCCAGAAGAACCUCGAAGACGAAAGUGUUCUGCGUGCGGCAGCGAAUGCCAAAAUCCAGGCAUUGACUGAGGAUUUGGAGUUCCAGAAGAAGCAGCAUAAGUCGGCUCUCGAAGAAGUUCGCCACAAACGCCAAGUUGAUAUGACUACUUAUGCCAAGCAAAUCAACGAUGAAUACCAGUCUAAGCUUCAAGAUCAGCUUGCUGAGAUGCGCGCCCGUUUCCAGUCCCAACUGGCUGCUAAUAAAGGAGCUUUUGAGGAGUCCUACAAGAACAAGCUCAAUGAUGCCCGCGAACGAGCCGAAGCUGCUCAUGAUGAAGCAGCACGUAUGCGAGUUCGUGUUCAUGAGCUUGAGAAGAGUGGAAGCUCCCAUGACUCACUGAUUGAAGGACUCCGUCGCGAACUUGCCGAUCUCAAGGAUGAACUCGAUCGCGCCAGAAGAUCUUAUCAGGAAAGACUUGAUGGAAAGGAACUACGCAUUGCUGAACUGAACCGUGAAAUUCAACGCAUGAUGGACGAGUUCCAUGACUUGCUUGAUGUGAAAAUUCAACUGGACACUGAACUGAACACAUACCGCAUGUUGCUUGAGUUUUCAUAUCAUCGUUUUGCAGGAGGUGGAGGUGCCCGCGGACUGAAGAGAGCUAGAGUGGAAUGGGGAGGAGAUGAUGAACUCGAUUUCCAUCGUUUGCGUCAGAAGCUCCAAAAGCAUGUUGAUGGACCA